Molecule: messenger RNA, 1185 nt
Organism: Linnemannia hyalina
Lineage: Eukaryota; Fungi; Mortierellomycota; Mortierellomycetes; Mortierellales; Mortierellaceae
Source: the annotation of a GenBank genome assembly
AUGAGUUCCUCCAACACCCACCCCGGCAGCUUCGUCGUUUGCUCCUACUUUGUCGCCUGGGCCAUCUAUGCCCGCAACCACAACGUCUUUGACCUCCCCGCCCAGAACCUUACUCAUAUCCUCUACGCCUUUGCCAACCUCGACAACGAAGGACGGGUCUUCCUUGGCGACGCCUGGGCCGACACCGACAAGCAUUACGAGGACGACUCUUGGAACGAGACUGGAACUAACUUGUACGGCAAUUUUAAGCGUCUCGGUCUCCUCAAGAAGGCCAAUCGUCAUUUGAAGGUGUCUCUUAGUAUCGGUGGUUGGACCUGGUCGACCCAUUUCGCAGAGGUUGCUGCUAACCCUGACAAGAGAGCCAAAUUUGUCACGACUGCAAUGGAGCUCAUGGAUAACUUGGGGCUUGAUGGUCUGGACAUUGACUGGGAGUACCCCAAGACUCCUGAGGAUGCAGUCAACUAUGUCUCGCUUCUUCGUGAGCUUCGCCAGGCCAUGAACGAGUACGCAGCCGCAAAGGGAGACACUAUCCCUUACCUCCUCACUGGUGCGAUGCCCUGCGGCGAGUCUCAGUAUUCUCUCCUGCGAUUGAACGAGAUGAACCAGUACAUGGACUCGUUCUACUUGAUGGCCUACGAUCUUGCGGGCUCAUGGUCAGGCGCCACAGGACAUCAGAGCAACUUGCACGGAGGCGACAACAAUGUUCAUAACGCGGUCCAACAUUACAUCCAACAAGGCAUCCCCUCGCACAAGGUCAUUGUUGGCAUGCCCAUCUACGGUCGUGCCUUUCAGAACACCGACGGACUUGGACAUUCCUUUGAAGGCAUUGGACCAGGAACUUGGGAGCAAGGAGUUUAUGACUACAAGACUUUGCCUCUCCCCGGAGCGGUGGAGUACUAUGAUGCUGAAGCGGUGUCGAGUUACUCGUACGACCCUGCCAAGCGUGAGCUUAUUACGUAUGAUACUCCUAUGGUCAUUGACCGCAAGGCCGAGUACGUCGCGCAGCACCAGUUGGGCGGGGCCAUGUUCUGGGAGUCGAGCGCGGAUUUCCAGGGCGACGAUGACCGGUCGUUGGUUGGGGCUGUGUCCAAGGGGUUGAGACGUCAUGCGCCAUUAGAUACUAGCUUGAACCAUCUGAGCUACCCUACCAGCAUCUACGAGAACGUCCGCAAUGGAUUCGAGUAA